Anopheles aquasalis is the source of this 912-nucleotide messenger RNA. RefSeq names its product brachyurin-like. Gene Ontology annotation, molecular function: serine-type endopeptidase activity. NCBI's taxonomy places the organism in Eukaryota, Metazoa, Arthropoda, Insecta, Diptera, Culicidae. The record is from RefSeq and is a predicted model, not a curated record. Gene Ontology annotation, biological process: proteolysis.
AUGAAGUCCCUCAGUGUGGUAGCGUUGUUGGCGUUGGCCGCGUUUGCCGGGGCCGAGUGGAUCGACAUCGAUUGGUCGCAGGUGAAGCCGAUCGAUCAGUUCGAUCACUACUGGAGCCGUUUGCCAGCGGAGCUUCAGAUUCUGCGUCAUGCGGAACCGUCGCGUCGUAUUGUCAACGGUGAGGAGGCCUUCCCCGGACAGUUCCCGUACCAGAUUGCGCUGCUCAGUAAUUUCGCGGCUGGCGGUGGUCUGUGCGGUGGAUCCAUCCUCACGAACAACUACAUCCUGACGGCGGCUCACUGUGUCGUCGAUGGAAAUGGUGCACUGGCCACCGAUGGUACGGCCAUCUUGGGAGCUCACAAUCGCAUCAACGCGGAACCGACCCAGCAGCGCAUUGCGUUCAGCCAGUCCGGUGUGUUUGUGCAUCCGAGCUACAAUCCGACACUGAUCCGCAACGACAUCGCCACGGUGCGUCUCAACUCGCCGGCCGUCUUCAAUGAUCGUGUCCAGCCGAUCGAUCUGCCAGCCCUCUCCGAUAGCCGCACGUUUGCUGGACUGAUCGGAACUGCCUCUGGGUUCGGUCGCACGUCCGAUGCCCUUCCUGGUGCCUCCGACGUUGUCAUGUACACGCGCAACCCGGUAUUGACGAACGCCGAUUGCCAGAGCUCCUGGAACAUCAUCCUGGUGUCGGACCAGAACGUGUGCCUCGAUGCGACCGGUGGACGCUCCGUGUGCAACGGUGAUUCCGGUGGUCCGCUGACCGUCCAGGAUGGUGGCAACAGUUUGGAGAUCGGUAUUGCCUCGUUCGUGUCGGCACAGGGCUGUGCCUCGGGUAUCCCGUCGGUUUGGGUGCGUGUCUCCUUCUACCGGGACUUUAUUGCCCAGAACUCGGACUACGUGUUCCGUCCUUAA